Amaranthus tricolor (Joseph's coat) is the source of this 1362-nucleotide messenger RNA. Its product is annotated as probable 3-hydroxyisobutyrate dehydrogenase-like 1, mitochondrial. The record is from RefSeq and is a predicted model, not a curated record. Lineage: Eukaryota; Viridiplantae; Streptophyta; Magnoliopsida; Caryophyllales; Amaranthaceae. The coding region runs from base 218 to 1237 and encodes 339 amino acids. The transcript has a single exon. Gene Ontology annotation, molecular function: NADP binding; oxidoreductase activity; NAD binding.
AAUAUAUUCAAAUUCAUUGUAUAAAAUUAAUUUUUAUCUUUGUUAACAGAUAUCAACAAAUGCCCCCAUUAGCAAGUUUUCUUUCUACAAUAUUUUCAGACUAUAGUCGUUUUUUCUAUUUUGCUCAGUCCUCAUACUCUAUAUGUGGCCCAUAAAAGGCCUAUCCAGUGCUGAAAUCCUGACCCUGAGCUUUUAACCACAUAAAUUUACUUCACCUAUGCGGUUCUCACGCCUUCUCAACUCACUCUUCCUCCUUCGCAAACACACCGUCACUUCUCCAUUAACCCGACUUUUCUCCCUCUUCCAAAACCACGCCAUGUCUACAACCACCGAACAAAUAGCCCCAUCAACCACUCGAGUCGGCUGGAUCGGAACCGGAGUUAUGGGUCGAUCCAUGUGCGCCCACAUCCUCAAAGCUGGCUACAAACUCACUGUCUUCAAUCGAACCAUCUCUAAAGCCCAAUCUCUAAUCGACCAAGGAGCCCACCUUGCUAACUCCCCUGCCGAAGUCGCUUCCGAAUCCGACGUCGUUUUCACCAUCGUCGGGUUCCCAUCUGAUGUUAAGUCCGUCACCGACGGUGUACUCUCUCUCCUACGACCAGGAGGAAUACUCGUGGACAUGACCACAUCUGAUCCCACCCUUGCCGUCGAAAUCGAAACUGCCGCCGCUGCUAAAUCAUGCUCCGCCGUUGAUGCCCCCGUAUCUGGUGGAGACCGUGGAGCCCGCAACGCGGCGCUGUCAAUCUUUGCAGGUGGAGACCACGCGGUGGUAACCUCGCUAUCACCUCUUUUGUCUCUAUUGGGGAAAACUUACUACAUGGGUGGGCCCGGGAAAGGUCAAUACGCUAAAUUGGCGAACCAAAUCACCAUUGCCUCAACAAUGGUGGGAUUAGUGGAAGGUAUGAUUUACGCACAUAAGGCGAAAUUGGAUUUAUCAUUGUUUUUGGAGGCGAUAUCGAAAGGAGCAGCUGGAUCAAAGAGUUUAGAAUUGUAUGGAGAGAGGAUAUUGAAGAGGGAUUUAGAAGCAGGGUUUUAUGUGGAUCAUUUUGUAAAGGAUUUAGGGAUUUGUUUGAAAGAGUGUGAAAAAAUGGGGAUAUGUUUACCUGGGUUAGGAUUAGCUCAUCAAUUGUAUCUAUCUUUGAAGGCACAUGGGGAAGGAGGUUUAGGUACUCAAGCACUUGUUUUGGCACUUGAGAGGCUUAAUAAUCUAUCUUUAGGCUUGGAUUCAUCUUCUUAGUUGUUUUUCAAUGUAUUUUCAUUUGUGAAUUACUGAAGUGUGAGUGAUAAAUUAAGGGCUUUACUAUUGUUCACCAUAUAUUUUGAUGGUGUUCUCACUCUUCAAAUCGAAUUUCUUUUUGUAAA